Molecule: messenger RNA, 1123 nt
Organism: Telopea speciosissima
Lineage: Eukaryota; Viridiplantae; Streptophyta; Magnoliopsida; Proteales; Proteaceae
Product: GDSL esterase/lipase At3g48460-like
Exons: 2
Coding region: 47-1123 (358 amino acids)
Molecular function (GO): hydrolase activity, acting on ester bonds
Source: RefSeq, a predicted model, not a curated record
AUUCUCAGGUUCUAUUUCAGGUGGUUUCAAUGCCAACUUCUCAGGGAUGUAUGCAUUUGGAGAUUCAUUUACAGACACAGGAAAUUCUGCAAUCUUGGGAGGUCUCAUGGCCUUUUCACAUGCAAUCUUACCAGGAUCACCUUAUGGUUCAACCACCCACCUACCCAUAUUUCGAUUCUCUGAUGGCCGUAUUCUGGUUGAUUUUGUCUGUGAAGCUCUCCAUCUACCUUACUUGCCACCAUACAAGAACUCCUCUGCUGAUUUCUCCAAUGGAGCAAAUUUUGCAAUUGGUGGAUCUUCUUCUUUUCCUGGAAAUUUCUUCGAAGAUCACAAUGUCGGUCGCACAUUAAUGUGGAAACUCAUCCCUGAAUUCGCCCAAAAGCAAUCGAAUUGGUUCCAAGAGUUCCUUAACAACAUCCAGUGCAAGGGAUUAGAUGAUGUACAAUGUAAGACCAAAGUAGGCAUGGCACUCUUUUGGGUCGGCGAAACUGCUUUCAAUGACUACCUUCGUAAUUUUGGAGCUUCCAACACUAUUCAGUCUCUCACGCAAAGGCUUAUUGAUAUCAAGCUCAACCUUGUGAAGACGUUGAUGGACAAAGGUGCAAAGUUCAUGGUAAUACAAGGACUACCACCAUUGGGAUGUUGUCCGUUACAUAUGUCAAUGGCAUCGUCGGGAGAUAAAGAUGAGAAUGGGUGUGUUAAGAGUGCAAACGCCAUUGUUAAAGCACACAAUGAUCUUCUUUUGAAGAAGAUAGGGGAACUUAGGGUACAAUAUCCACAUUGUUUCAUAGCUUAUGCUGAUUUCUUUAAUGCAUUCCUUAAAAUAUUUAAGAGCCCAUCACAAUUUGGGUUUACGGAGACAUUCAAGGCUUGUUGUGGAGCUGGAAGUGGAAUGUUCAACUUCAAUUUACAUAUUCUAUGUGGUGCCCCUGGAUCAUCUAAUUGUCAGAAUCCUACAUCCCACAUCAGUUGGGAUGGAAUUCACCUUACAGAAGCAAUGCAUAAGAAGUUGGCUGAGCUUUUCUUCACUCAGGGUUUUAUCCAGCCUUCAAUCCAACAAUUGGUUGCUGCUGCUGCGGGAGCAAGCGGGGGACUGGGACUGGGACUACCAAUUAUACAUUAA